GAAACUGGACUGCACGUUUACUCAAAACAAACCACAACGGCCACACCAGAGCUUUGCAACAUCAACAAGUUUUUAUAAGUUACUUAGCGACAUCGCCGGAGGGUAAUUCUUAAACGGACACGGACCUCUGACCAGACAUGUCCGAGUAUCUGAAGAGAGAAGACCACGGGUAUGGACUUCUCCCCAGAGAUUUUUUUUUACCCAAAACCCCUUCUUGAUGCGUAUACCAAACGUGUAAAAAAGAUUGCAAGGACUCAAGGGACUGUUGAUGUUACGUCAAGACUAGCCCGAGUAUGAGCCUGUCGGAGAUGGACGGUAAAGCCAUGAAAUGCGAGAUAUGUUCAUUGUAGUGAAAGUGGAAGAGUUCAAUACUGCCCUUCCAAGAAAAAAGGCAGUAACUGCUUAUAGUGUGGAACUGAGAGAAAAUGGAUUUUAUUUACCUUGGUUUCACAGUAACUUUAUGCAGUUACUGCUAACAUGACCCCAUUUACUCCAAAACACAAUAGAAUAGAGGCAGGAUAUUUGUCCACAUGAUUAAGCAUGUAUUUAAUGUAGCAAAAAAUGAAAUUGACACAUUUUAGACCAAAUAAGCAGUUACUGCCUUUUUUGCUUGGUAGGGCAGUAUAACGAUAUACUUGUAAUAAGUGUGAACAGCUCCCUGCCUCAAAAGAUCAUUAUGCUACUAGAGGAGAACAGGGUCCUGAAUGAACGUCUCUCUCUGGCCAAGGAGACUUCAACACUGAACGCUGAUUCUGAUGAAGUCACAAUCCCAAAUGAUCUCAAGGAUCAUCCAGGGAGUUCUACCAGACUGGGAUCCUCUGCUGUGGCUACUAUGAACACUACCAUGGACCACUUUCCUGAAUUGACAGGUCACACACAGAUGAAAACAGGAGCCCCCCUGUCUUCUCCGGGGCCUAACGAUGAGGCCCUCCUCCUGUCUUCGCCGGGGCCUACCGAUGAGGCCCUCCUCCUGUCUUCGCCGGGGCCAUCCGAUGAGACCCUCCCCCUGUCUUCUCCGGGGCCAUCCGAUGAGGCCCUCCUCCUGUCUUCGCCGGGGCCAUUCGAUGAGGCCCUCCUCCUGUCUUCGCCGGGGCCAUCCGAUGAGGCCCUCCCCCUGUCUUCUCCGGGGCCAUCCGAUGAGGCCCUCCUCCUGUCUUCGCCGGGGCCAUCCGAUGAGGCCCUCCUCCUGUCUUCUCCGGGGCCAUCCGAUGAGGCCCUCCCCCUGUCUUCUCCGGGGCCAUCCGAUGAGGCCCUCCCCCUGUCUUCUCCGGGGCCAUCCGAUGAGGCCCUCCCCAUGUUUUCUCCGGGGCCAUCCGAUGAGGCCCUCCCCAUGUCUUCUCCGGGGCCAUCCGAUGAGGCCCUCCCCAUGUCUUCUCCGGGGCCAUCCGAUGAGGCCCUCCUCCUGUCUUCUCCGGGGCCAUCCGAUGAGGCCCUCCCCCUGUCUUCGCCGGGGCCAUCCGAUGAGGCCCUCCGCCGCCGCUCUUGUGACAAGACAUUUACCAGUCGGUCUAAAAAACAUGAGAAAAACCCCUCAAGAGAUGGAUCUCACCCCUGUGACCAGUGUGAGAAGAGUUUUGUAACACAAAAACUUCUGGAAAAACACCAGAUGAGUCACUCCAACUCUCAUGUGUGCUCUGAUUGUGGAAAGAGAUUCCGUCGGGCUGAUCACCUAAAGAGACAUCAGAGAGUCCACACUGAGAACAAACUGUACAUUUGCCCUCAUUGUGGGAAAAGCUUUGGUUACUCUGGAAAGUUAACCCAACAUGUGAGACUUCACACUGGGGAGAAACCCUACCAGUGCUCCGAUUGUGGCAAAAUGUUUGCUGCUAUUAAAACAAUGAAAAGACACCAAGAGGUUCAUUCAACACAUAGGGUGAAGCCUCAUGUUUGCACUACCUGUGGAAAGGGCUUUGCUCGACAUGAAUACUUAAAAAAACAUUGCACCAUUCACACUGGAGUGAAACCGCAUCAGUGCUCUGACUGUGGAAAGAGCUUCCGUCUGCUUGAUCAUUUAACUCGGCACCAGAAAAAAGCACAUGGAGAGAGGCUAUUCCCUUGCUUUGUUUGCAAACAGUGUUUUGUUUCAGAGCACACCCUGAAAGUUCAUCAGAAAAAGCAUACAAGGCCUUACCACUGCUCCCUAUGUGACAAGAGAUAUGCCGAUAAGGGGAAUUUAGCAGUCCAUCUGCGUGUACACACUGGAGAGAAGCCACAUCUUUGCUCCCAGUGUGGGAAAUGUUUCUCUGGUAAACAACAACUUCAAUUACACCUCUUGGUACAUUCAGGUGAGAAGUCUUAUAAAUGUUCUCACUGCGAAAGGAGUUUCGCUAAUACGCCUAUCCUGAAAAGACACAUACGAACCCACACCGGAGAGAAACCGUACCGCUGCUCUGAAUGUGGGAGGAGUUUCGCUGAUGGGGAUACACUCACAAAACAUCUGCGAACCCACACUGGAGCGAAGCCGUACCUUUGCUCUCUGUGCGGGAAACGUUUCUCUGUUAAACAACGUCUUAAAGAGCAUCUAAUGGUACAUUCAGGUGAGAAGCCUCAUCCCUGUUCUCACUGUGCGAGGAGUUUCACUAGUACAUCUAAUCUGAUAAGACACUUGCGAACCCACACUGGAGAGAAACCGUUCAAAUGCCUUGACUGUGGGAAGGGGUUUGCUCGCUCGGCAACCCUCAAAAAUCACCAGCGUAUCCACGGUAGGGUCACCAAGGACCAAGCUCCCAAGGACCAAUAGCUGCACAGAGAACUCUACAUAGUAGCUUCACCACAACUGUCUGUCGUGUGUCUGUACCAGAAGUCAGAAUAUCAGAAAAAGUAUUAUCUGUAGGCUCUAUUUCUCUUACAUUAUUUUAAGGGGUUUUAAGCGGGGAUGCGCGAUAUAUCGGUGAACAUAUUGGAAUCGUCCGAUAUUAGCUAAAAAUGCCAACAUUGGUAUCGGCCCGAUGUCUAGUUUAACACCUAUGUCAAAAACCGAUGUCAAAGCUACCGUAUAUACCUAAUGUAACGUAGGUACAUGACGUAAUGGCGCCACAUAAAAUUUUGCGCUACACCUACAACACGGAAUUCUUAACCUCGCCCACAAUGUCUGCCGUGUGGAUCGAGCAGUCAAGCAGUCAUUUGAAAGAGUAAGAACAUUUCAGCGAGACAACUCAAAGGCGAAAUCCAUUAAAGCCAAAAUAAUGGAAUUCAUUCCCCUUGACAAUCAACUGUUCUCUGUCGUGGGUGAUGUUUGCUUUCGCCGACUCGUCGAGCGCCGGUACACACUACCAAGUGCUCUAUUUUUCAGAUGUUGCCCUACCAGAGUUACACAGUUAUAGCGUCACUGCUAUUAGCUUCACGACAUACAUACUAUGGAAUGCUGUUUGGGUCUUUGCAUGUCAAAAAAGAUACAGUAGCACUGUCAAAGCUGUACAGAAAAAUUUACAAACAAGCAAACACACCGGACACGAACAAUGUGUUUACAAUACCGCGUUGGUAAUAAAGCAUCAUUUGUUCGACCGCAACUUCUGGGGUAGCUUGCUUUAGCUUGGUACCAAGCUAGCACCAAUACAACCAGCCUGAACACAAUGACCAGUAGAACCUGCAGUCAUUUUCAUUAUUCUUAGCAAUGAUUUAGGAAUCCUUGUAAGUAUUAGCUAGGUUGCCAUUUGUUGUUCUCCUUUUGAAAUUGAAAUUCAGUUCAUGAAAAUAAAUAGCUAGCCAGCUAAUUAACCCUGUUGCCCAAAGCUAACGUUGUAAGCAGCUAGCUAGCUUCAUCUGGCUAGUGAUGCUCGACCGGACCGGGUGAUGUGUUGUGAAGCUAGCCACAAUAAGGAUUAGGCACAAUAGUGGAAUUUGCAGUUUGCCUUCAAAAUAUAAGUAUGUAAUUGACAGUGAUGCUAAUUAAUACAUAUAGUAUAAUUUUUCCAUACUUUUAUUUUGAAGGCUGACUGCAAAGUCCACUUGUGGCUCAUCCUUAUUGCGGCUAGCUUCACAUAGAUGGGUCUGACCAUUAAUCAAAUAAGAACUGUCUUAUAAAUUAGGGUUAUUUUAGAUGAUGACACCUAGCUAUAUAGUUAUGACCAGCACUGUAGCUUUUUUAUGACCAGCACUGUAGGUGUGCGAGACAACUUUACCAGCAUCAUAGCAUACGUAUCAAUGAAUCGUUGUGACAUAUGAAAUACGAGUGAUAGUGUAAUCAAUGUGUAAUAACUACGUAAAAAAUGUAUGAACGAGCUAAAUUAUUACAUCAAAUAGUGUUAUCUGACACGCAAAGACCCAAACGGCGUUCCAUAGCAUGAUAAAUCCUGGUUGAGAAUGAAACGACUGAACAAAUGAACAACGAAACAGCACAGCAAGUAAGUUUAAGAAAUAUGUUUUGAUUAUGAUUUACUGGUAAUGAGGACAUACGUAAAUGCAAAACAAAAUAACUUUUUGGUCAGUGUGCUGUGUGUGUGUUGUGUGUAACCUUUAUUUAACUAGGCAAGUCAGUUAAGAACAAAUUCUUAUUUACAAUGACGGCCCGGACGACGCUGAGCCAAUUGUGCGCCGCCCUAUGGGACUCCCAAUCACGGCCUGAUGUGAUGCAGCCUAGAUUCGAACCAGGUACUGUAGUGACGCCUCUUGCACUGAGAUGCAGUGCCUUAGACCACUGCGUCCGUGUGUGUGUGUGUGUUAACUAUUUAACUGUACUAGAAUGCUUAAAAGGCCGCAAAAAUGGUUCAUAUCGGUUAUCGGUAUCUGUUUUUUUUAGCAAGGAAAAUAUCGGUAUCGGACAAAAAUGUAAUCGGUGCAUCACUAGUUGUAAGCUGUUGGUCCUGAUACCAGAUACUACUAGUACUGUGAAACGUAGUCGAUGUAAUGCCGUAUCACAACGUACUUCUUUCUGCUGAUUUAGUGUCUUUCUCUCAGGACUAAACACAUGUCCCUGUUAGUCACAACUACAGAUCAUUAGAAGUGUCCUAGAAAAGAAGUUGACACAGUUGUCAAUGUCUUGUUCUUCCUCUCUCUGUCUCUCUCUCUGUGUGUCUCUCUCUCUCUCUCUCUGUCUCUCUCUCUUUCUCUCUCUCUCUCUCUCUCUCUCUGUGUAUAAACAGGGACAAUAAAUAUGU
Messenger RNA from Salvelinus fontinalis (brook trout), 5096 nucleotides. Its product is annotated as oocyte zinc finger protein XlCOF6-like. The coding region runs from base 677 to 2740 and encodes 687 amino acids. The transcript has 2 exons. NCBI's taxonomy places the organism in Eukaryota, Metazoa, Chordata, Actinopteri, Salmoniformes, Salmonidae. Gene Ontology annotation, biological process: regulation of transcription by RNA polymerase II. Gene Ontology annotation, molecular function: DNA-binding transcription factor activity; RNA polymerase II cis-regulatory region sequence-specific DNA binding. The record is from RefSeq and is a predicted model, not a curated record.